This is a messenger RNA of Calidris pugnax (ruff), 4106 nucleotides long. It is a transcript of the gene CAT, whose product is annotated as catalase. Gene Ontology annotation, cellular component: mitochondrion; cytoplasm; peroxisome. NCBI's taxonomy places the organism in Eukaryota, Metazoa, Chordata, Aves, Charadriiformes, Scolopacidae. The record is from RefSeq and is a predicted model, not a curated record. Gene Ontology annotation, molecular function: heme binding; catalase activity. Bases 215 to 1801 code for a protein of 528 amino acids. Gene Ontology annotation, biological process: hydrogen peroxide catabolic process; response to hydrogen peroxide. The transcript has 13 exons.
GCAGCGCUGGGGUAGGAGCCGUAGGUGCGGGCGCUCCCGCUACUUGCUGGUGCUGCGGGACACGGCGGUGGCGACGGUUCCCCGCGGGGUGACUUCUCUUUUGCUGCCUUCUCGUGGGUAGCGAGCGCAGCCCCACCGCUCGCUUCUCCCCGCACCGCUCUCCUUGUCUUGAGGGAAGGAAAGAAGGAGGGGGGGGGUCGCCUGAGAUUGCAAAAUGGCUGACAGCCGGGACGACGCCUCGGACCAGCUGAAGCUGUGGCGGAGCCAGCGGGGCUCGCAGAAACCAGAUGUCUUGACCACCGGUGCUGGGAACCCAGUAGGGGAUAAGCUCAAUGUUAUGACGGUGGGGCCACGUGGACCUCUUCUUGUCCAAGAUGUUGUUUUCACUGAUGAGAUGGCUCAUUUUGACAGAGAGAGGAUUCCUGAAAGAGUUGUGCAUGCAAAAGGGGCAGGAGCUUUUGGCUAUUUUGAAGUCACGCAUGACAUUACCCAGUAUUGUAAGGCCAAAGUGUUUGAACACAUUGGAAAAAGAACUCCGAUUGCGAUACGAUUCUCCACGGUUGCUGGAGAAUCUGGCUCAGCUGAUACAGUGCGUGACCCUCGAGGCUUUGCAAUGAAAUUCUAUACGGAAGAGGGUAACUGGGAUCUUGUGGGGAAUAAUACCCCCAUCUUCUUUAUUCGGGAUGCAAUGUUGUUUCCAUCCUUCAUCCAUAGCCAAAAGAGGAACCCUCAGACUCAUUUGAGGGAUCCUGACAUGAUGUGGGACUUCUGGAGUCUUCGCCCUGAGUCUUUGCAUCAAGUGUCUUUCUUGUUCAGUGAUCGUGGCAUUCCUGAUGGCUAUCGCCAUAUGAAUGGAUAUGGAUCCCAUACUUUUAAACUGGUGAAUGCUAGUGGAAGAGCAGUUUAUUGCAAAUUCCAUGUGAAGACUGACCAGGGCAUCAAAAAUCUUCCUGUUGAAGAAGCAGCAAGAUUGGCUUCUACUGAUCCCGAUUAUGGAAUCCGUGAUCUUUACAAUGCCAUUGCCACGGGGGACUAUCCAUCCUGGUCUUUCUACAUUCAAGUUAUGACAUUUGAAGAAGCAGAGAAGUUUCCAUUUAAUCCUUUUGAUUUAACUAAGAUUUGGCCUCAUGGUGACUACCCCCUCAUCCCUGUGGGAAAGCUUGUCUUGAACAGGAAUCCUGUCAAUUACUUUGCAGAGGUGGAACAGAUGGCCUAUGAUCCCAGCAACAUGCCUCCUGGCAUUGAACCUAGCCCUGAUAAAAUGCUGCAGGGUCGUCUCUUUUCGUACCCUGACACUCACAGACACCGUCUGGGACCCAACUACCUACAAAUUCCUGUGAACUGCCCCUUCAGAACUCGUGUGGCCAAUUACCAGAGGGAUGGACCCAUGUGUGUUACUGACAACCAAGGUGGUGCCCCAAACUAUUAUCCAAAUAGUUUUACUGGUCCUGAAGAUCAGCCCGUGUUAAAGGAAUGCCGCAUGUACGUUUCGGGAGAUGUGCAGCGCUUCAAUAGUGCCAACGAAGAUAAUGUGACUCAAGUGCGAGAAUUCUAUACCAAAGUGCUGAAGGAGGAUGAACGCCAAAGGCUGUGCAAAAAUAUUGCUGAUCAUCUUAAAGACGCACAACUCUUCAUUCAGAAGAGAGCUGUGAAAAACUUCACUGAUGUCCAUCCUGACUAUGGUGCCCGAAUUCAGGCUUUGCUGGACAAAUAUAAUGCUGACAGUGGGAAAAAGGAUGUGAUUCGGACAUAUACACAGUCCACAUCUCGUAUGUCUGCCAAAGAAAGAUCCAACCUGUAAAGCGUGCUGCAGAGAUUGACUCGAUGAAUUUUCCGUCCUUACAACUGCAGGACAACCUGUGGAAGGUGUUAAUGAAUGUAGCAGAGUUCUGCACAAAGCUAGAAGUGUUUUACAGGCUUGAUUUGCUAAGCUUUCAAGUACCUGUACCUGUAUUGGAAACUAGGUAACACAAACUAACAGUCCUAGUGCCUUUCAACACUAGUGCUUUACUGCUUGUUGACAACACGUUGUGCUUUUAAGGAAAUUAAUGAUUAAAAAUUGUCAUCAUUUCUAGAAGCAAAUACAAAUUUAAUCAAAAUAAUGUUUUUUUUUUUUAUUGUAAAACUUUUCUGGCUAAAUCACAGAGUAGAACUCCUAUAUUGACACUGAUUAUCCUUACAGAUCAACUUGUUCAUAUUAAAAAGUUGAAGUUGCUCGAUAUUUCGAAUAAAAUAGUUACCUCUUUGUAGAGAGUUUCUUUGAAUUUCACUUUUGGCCAUCCAGAGUUUAAAAUGAUGUGCAGUAGUUUGAGUAAAAUGUUGGUUAUGUCUCUUUCUGUAUGACUGAAAUGAAGCUAACUAGAAAGUUUAAUCUCAAUAUAUGUAAAUUUUAUUCCCAAUAUAUAUUUUAAGAAAAAUCUUUGCCUACUAAUGCUAGGUUGGGAUAUAACUUACCUAAGGGAGACAGGAAAGGAUAUUUCCUUAUUACAUACACUUUGCAACUAAAUCAAUUACAUUUUACAGGUCUUUAGGGGGGAGAAAAUUGUUCUUUUAAUCUGUAAGAAUUUAAAUGAAAAAAAAAAAUUAAUUUUCUGAGAAAUUAACCUCCAAAGCAUGAAUGUUUAUAUCUUGGCCAAACUCAAUCUUGAGCUCUUUCAAAAUUGUUUGCAGUGGUUCCUGAAAUUCUGCUAUUUUACUGCUGUAGUCUGGUUACAUUAUCUAUUGAUCAAGCCAGAGCUGGUUUUCAGAGUUAGACUUUAAUUGACGUGGCAUGUUUGAAUGUGGGUUCCUAUAGCCAGAUAUAUCUAUAAACCCUGAUUUUAGGCAUUCUGUAAUGUUGCCUGGUAUUUGCAAUUUACUUAAUCAGUGCAAAAGAUCUUGGAACCCUUUGGAUAGAAAGGUGUUCCCUAUUAUUAUUCCUUAGAUCCAGAGGAGUUUCUUUAGCUCAGUAAUACUUUUUUCAUCUUCGGUCUUGGAGUAUAAUCUUUAAUCAGGCUUUACUCAUUGGCACAAAAUGAAAGUGUUUAUAUUUGAGAACUUAGAGCAAUAGUUAAAUGAUAAUUAUGGAAUUUCUGGGCUUAAUGUUUGUUGAAUGUGAGAAGUGGCCACCUAAGAAAGUAUGUUGUCACCAUCUGGAUGUUUUAUUAUACAAGGACACAACAAAACCAAGACUAAUGGCUAAUAUCCCACCUGGUAUUUUUUCUUAGAUAAUUAUUUGCAAUGUGCUACCUGGUUAUGGAGUAAUUGGUGUCCAAGCUGACUAUUUGGAGCUUGGAAUAAAAUCUAUCAUAUCUGUUGGACAUUGAAGUUAGUCCCAACAGACCAAAAGAUCUUCACGAAUGUGCUCAGUAGGACCAGGCAAUUCACCGUGCAUCUGGAGUCCUGGCAAGUUCUAAUAACUGCUUUGCCUCUUACUUCUUUCUCUUUUCUUGCCAAAGAGAAAGAUCAGUGUGUAUGUGUAAUUAGUCCAGACCCUGAUUGUGCAGCAUUACCCCUUGUUUGAAUUAAUUGCUUUCCUUUUUUUCCUGCUGAUACUGCCUCACUAGCAUUUGGAUUGGAAAAAAGCAUGAAGAUACAAAGGAUUUCAGAGCCCAGCCUCUGGCUCUAAAGCAAAUAUUAUGCAAAUUUCAAAUCAUAGCAGGGUGGUUUUUUUUUUCAAUAUUCAGUGAGUUUCUGGGUCUGUCUUGAGUUGCGUUUUGAAUAGUACUUCUUGGUUUGGCCUUUAUGUGUGAACUGGCAUUUCAAGAAGUGAUGGCAGAUAAAGAAGAGUAGAUGUUAAGUGCUGUUCCAUUAAAUUGUAAGAAUCUGCUUCUUCAACUCAUUUAUCAACUAACCUAUUGUGAAAAAUUAACUGUGAUACAGAUGCAGUAAAAUAAUAGGAACUGAGAGCCUGCUCUGUCCUGGAAUUCAGUUGGAUUUUCACCCUAUCAGGCAGGUGGGAGCUGAAGGAGCUUUACAAAUGGGUGGGGAUAUUUUUUGCUGGAACACAGAAUCCUACUGACUUUGGAAAAGACUAACCAGGGCUUAAUCUUCAAUUUUGGUUGUAUCUGCUAAAUGAAUUAUAUUGUCUUCCUCUUAUUUCUGAAAUAAAACUGAAUUUAGAAAUC